AUGUUGGCCAUUAACUUGCUCGAAGAUAUUGACCAUCAACUUGAAGGUACUGGUAGAAAUAGCAGCCCAGCAGAUCCUAGGCGCGCCACGGCAGACCCCAGCCCUGCAACCCGUCUGUCCCACGUCCGCAACGACUUAGUCCAUAGGCUAGAGGCCUACUCCCACCGCAUAGCCUGCAACAGAGUCUCUCCCAACACAGCGGCCGAGUUCCUCAGCGAGUCGAUUGGUACGCUGAAGAUCUUCCUCAUCUACCAGGACCACUUGGACCCGAGCCAGACAACUCACUGCUUUGCGGAACGGGUUUUCGAUAUCACCAGAGCGCUAAGAAUUACCAGCAGUCUCACGAGGCUUUAUAAGACUUUCAACGAGGUUGAGACGAAGAAUCUGGUGGAUCUCUUCAAUAUCCUGAGCAUGCAGGUUGGGGCGUUGGCAAUCCAUGGCGGCGACGAUAAGAUGGCGCAUUUGUCAAGGGCGCGAAUCGGGUGCAUUGAUACGCUGCUGAGCACGCUACCGGCUGAUGAGACAUCGGUCGCGCUACGGCGGAUUUUGCAUGCUUUGCGGGUGGUUGAUCCGGAGUGUGGGUGCUUUGCGUGUUACAGUGAUGCUGGGUAA
Penicillium chermesinum is the source of this 612-nucleotide messenger RNA. RefSeq lists its product as uncharacterized. NCBI's taxonomy places the organism in Eukaryota, Fungi, Ascomycota, Eurotiomycetes, Eurotiales, Aspergillaceae. The transcript has a single exon. The coding region runs from base 1 to 612 and encodes 203 amino acids. The record is from RefSeq and is a predicted model, not a curated record.